GGUAUUGCCUGCUGCAGCAGGACACACCCCCUCUUGCUCAGUUGCGCUCACAACACAAAUAGUUUGAACAAACUUCUGAACAUUUUUUUUUACAGUUUUAAAUAAAUUGUAUUUAUGUAUUAUUAUUAUUAUUAUUAUUAGCUGUAUUAUUUUGCAUAUUAAACGUUUGAUUCAUGUCAGAGAAACCACUAUGGCCAGGGAAGAAGAGCUAAUCCGGAUUGCUAAAAAAUUGGACAAGAUGGUGUCUAGAAAUAAUAUGGAGGGGGCGCUGGACCUGCUGAAAGAGCUGAAGGCAUAUAAAAUGACUUUAAAACUACUUCAGGGCACGAGAAUCGGAAUGUCGGUGAAUGCAGUGCGGAAGCACUGUACUGAUGAGGAGGUCGUCACACUGGCUAAAAUCCUGAUCAAGAACUGGAAGAGGCUGCUCAUGGAAUCAGCUGACGCUCAGAAAAGAGAGCUCGAGAAAGGAGAGGGCAAUGAGAAGAGGAGGGAGGAGAUUUCUCACAGCAAGGCUACGAGUACUGGGGGACCGACACAGCCAACCAAACAACCAGACAAGGAGGCAAGUAAGGGAGAUUCGCCUGAUUCAAAAUCCAUUUCAGUUUCUCCAAAGAAGCACCCAGGCGAGCAUAAAAGGGAAAGAAAAGACUCAACAGAUUCCAAGUCCCUGCCUCCAAAACAACCUUCGUUAGAAAUCAAAAAAGAAAGAAAAGACUCGACAGAUUCCAAAUCAUCGCCUCCUAAACGACCUUCUCUAGACACCAAAAAAGAAAGAAAAGACUCAACAGAUUUCAAGUUAUUGCCCCAACAACGACCUUCCCUAGAUACCAAAAAAGAAAGAAAAGACUCAACAGAUUUCAAGUUAUUGCCCCAACAACGACCUUCCCUAGAUACCAAAAAAGAAAGAAAAGACUCAACAGAUUUCAAGUUAUUGCCCCAACAACGACCUUCCCUAGAUACCAAAAAAGAAAGAAAAGACUCAACAGAUUUCAAGUUAUUGCCCCAACAACGACCUUCCCUAGAUACCAAAAAAGAAAGAAAAGAAUCAACAGAUUUCAAGUCACUGCCUCAAAUACAACCUUCUCUAAAUCUCAAAAAAGAAAGAAAAGACUGUACAGAUCUCAUGCUAUUGCCUCAAAAGCGACCUUCCCUAGAUACAAAAAAAGAAAGAAAAGACUCAACAGAUACCAAUUCAUUGCCUCCAAAACGACCCUCCAUAGAUACCAAGAAAGAAAGAAAGGACUCUUUUGAUUCUACUUCUGCCACAGCUAUAAAGAGACCUUCCUCAGACACUAAAGCAGAACGGAGAAACCCGUCCGACUCACUGUUCAACAGCACUUCCACGCCACUGAAAAAGCUCUCCCUUGAUUGCAAAGGGGAAAGGAGAGAUUCCCACAACUCCAAACCUGCAAUCUCAUCUCCGCCUCACAGGAAGCCUUCUUCGGACAGCAGAGAAGAACGAGUAAACAACGGUAAAGGCAAAGUGGAGCCCCCAAAGACGCCCACAUCCCCCACCAGCCCGCUGACACCCUCGUUCAGCCCCUCAGGGGGCCCCUUCCCGCCCCACCUGCUCACUGGGGAGACUAUACGUGACAAGUGUAUUGAGAUGCUGUCUGCUGCACUCAAAACUGACGAUGAUUACAAAAUCUACGGAACGAACUGCGAAUCCAUGGCAGCUGAGAUUGAAGAUCAUAUCUACCAAGACAUAAAAGCCACAGAUAUGAAGUAUAAGAACCGCGUGCGCAGCCGUAUCAGCAACCUAAAGGACCCCAAGAACCCCAACCUACGCAGGAACGUGCUGAGCAGGGCCAUAGAGCUCAGCAGGAUCGCCACCAUGACUGCCGACGAAAUGGCCAGUGAUGAGCUGAAGAACCUGAGGAACGUGCUGACCCAGGAAGCUAUUCGUGAACACCAGAUGGCCAAGACUAGCGGAACCACCACGGACCUGCUCCAGUGUGGCAAGUGCAAGAAGAAGAACUGCACGUACAACCAGGUGCAGACUCGCAGUGCUGAUGAACCCAUGACCACCUUUGUGCUGUGCAACGAGUGUGGAAACCGCUGGAAGUUCUGCUAAGAAAAAACUCACGGCAACCCGAGGCUGUGUUGCCACUCAAUCUCAGCAUUUUAUACAGAUAAUUUCCACUGUGCUUUUAUAUCGGAGAAAAUGUAAAUGAAUGAUUCGUAAGGCUGGUGCAUUGUACAGUGUUUUUAAUUUAUACAUGUCUUUUUAAAACAAGCAAUAUUUGUUUUUAAAAAAAAUCAACCCAAGCUAAUAAUUGAGGAUCUUUAAGUUAAAUUUGCAACUGAAAACACAGGUUAAUAAUACUACAGUGACUGAGUAGAAAAAAAAAGGUCUUGGGCAAUCAUAUUCAUGAAAUGAGAACUUUUAACUCCUUAAAACAGUUAAUAUUGAAAUGGCCCCUAGAUGUCUGUAACCAGGGACUAGAACUGCAUCACCUUUAGUGGAGCUGAAAAAAAGUAUGCUGUCCUUAACAUCCUUGUAUACAUCCGUUACCAGUGACAACACACUUGUAUUGUGGCUGCUAAAGCCACUAUAGGACUAGAAAGGUAUAAUGUAUGAACUGCUCAGUGUCAUAUUAGCCUUCCGCCUUUGUCUAGUAGGGUCUCAAUACACCUAGCCAUGGGUUCACUGAGCAUCUGUAGCAUACCUGGGUCAGGGAUUGUCCAGUUCUUUCAGAUUGCCAAGACAUUGUCACCCCAGACAUGGUUUUGUGGAGGUCAGGGGAGGUGAUGGUGCAUUGGUCAUGGAUCUUCUUAUUGUUCUGCCACUCCCAGGGUAUGAUUGGUUUUGGGCUGAAAUCACCAGAAUAGUCUGUGCAUGGAAACUGCCCUGACCUACAGAGUCAUGGAAAGGAACAGAGUAUAUUGCAUAAAUGUUCAUGAAAUACUGCGGCUAUAAAAAUGAAGAUGAUUGAAUAACCAACGAGCCCUUUGAAGGGACAUGGGGUUUGUUUAAGGCCAUGAAUUAUGUAACAAGUGCAGUGCAUGAGGGAGGGGGGAGUAUGUGUAAACCUACAUUAAACAGAUCGAUUCCAUGUAUCAAGUUAAACAGCUGCUUGCAAGCAGUCAUUCAGAACAGGGCAAUUUAGUCAUUCUCUCGUUAGUUUGAAUACAUGCAACGUUCCGAAGUCAGAUCCAGUAAUGAGAUUCACAUUAAAUGUCACGUCUUCCAACACUGAUAUAAUCAGUCCCAUUUCUAGGUGUUUUCAGAAACGAAAAGCACUGAAUGAUUAUUAGCCGGAUCUUAAGCUGUGCAUAUUCAUUUUUAGUCUAGUAUUAGAAGCAGCAGCCACAAUACAAGUUUGCAUUUAAAUCCUGGCAGAAAUCUAUACCAUAUUUUAAAGUGUUCUCCUUAAGUUUUAUUGACGAGUUACAUGUAAACUGUUACCGCCUUUAAAAAGUGCUGCAGUAUAUUUCAAGAGUUCUUUCCUCAUCUCUACAUGCUGUUUAAUAUGACUGGGACAAAUCAUAAUCCUGGGUUAAAUCAACUGUUUGUUAUGCCUUGAUAUCAAUAUUUUUUAUGCCAGUAUUUCUCAACUCCAGUCCUGGGGGUGCCUAAUAGUGCAGUUUUUGUCUCAGAUUUGUUUGCCUGAUGUACUUUACACAGACUAAAAAGAGGGGUUUGUAGAGGUGCCUAAUUGUGAGAUACAGACCAAGAAAGCGUUAGUCAAUGUAAAAGUGAUUAUCUCCCAGUAUUAGAUUAAUAGUUCCAAAUCAUUUUACUGGAGUGUAAUAAAACAUUUUAAAAAGUAAUUAAGAAAUAAAUAAAUCUUUCAGAAGGGUCUCUUUUCUCUGAAUUACAUUACAUUCACAUUCAGUUCCUGCUAAUGAUCUCAUAUAAUAUAAAGUGUCAGACAAGGCUGUCUGCAAGUGCUGACAUAAAAGUCAAUACCUUUCCUACAAAGAAGCCACAGAUACAACAUCCGGCCACCGGGUGGCAAGCUUAAGAGAUGUCAAUACACACGUUUUAAAUAAAAAUAUCCCUUUUUGCUCUGCUAAAACUGUUCAUCAGGACUUUCUUUUAUGCAACUGAGACAGAUUGGAGGGGUCAUUCCUGCUCCUAGACUUUAAAAAGUCAUAUUAUUACUCAAUGGGUGUACUUUCCAAAGCCCCUUUUCUAUCUGGUUCAAGGAAGUAGAGCAGCGAGGCUGUUAUGUUCCAAUGCUCAUGCUUUGCAGCUGCACAUGUCCUUAAGCCAGGGAGAGAAGUGGGUUUGUCUGACAGCUUAAAAUACACACCACUUCAAAUACACAAAGACUGGGGCAGGAGUGAAAUGUGACUAAAACUAAUGGUUGAACUCCUUUUAGAUGCAGCCUAGGAAAAGCCUAGCUAAAACUAAUGGUUGAACUCCUUUUAGAUGCAGCCUAGGAAAAGAAAAUAGCAAUGCACUUACUGUACUAAUUUUCAAUGUUAUAUAUUUAAAAAAAAAGAAAUACAAAGGAAAAAUGAAAAAAAUAAAGACUUUAAAAAUGUGAGUGUUUUUUGUUGUUGUUUCUCUCAUUGCUCAUAAUGUAAGAAUCAGAAAUGUAUGCUCAACAGCACAUUAACUGUGCAAUUUUACUGUAGUAAACUUUGAUGUACCAGAUGUCGUGUUAAAAAUGCAAUUGUAUGUUUACUAUAACGUGUUUCUUUUAAAACCGGACGUUUGAAACAUAUAUAACGAAUAGAAAUUCACAACGAGUAAGAUUUAAUUAUUUUGUUAACUACAGUCACUUUAAUUAUCCACUAUGUUGUCAACCCCCCUCCAAUCCUUCUUUGUUCUAGGCUAAAUAAAUGUACUUCCUUCAA
Messenger RNA from Acipenser ruthenus (sterlet), 4809 nucleotides. RefSeq names its product transcription elongation factor A protein 3-like. The transcript has 23 exons. Gene Ontology annotation, cellular component: nucleus. Gene Ontology annotation, biological process: transcription elongation by RNA polymerase II; DNA-templated transcription. NCBI's taxonomy places the organism in Eukaryota, Metazoa, Chordata, Actinopteri, Acipenseriformes, Acipenseridae. The coding region runs from base 191 to 2074 and encodes 627 amino acids. The record is from RefSeq and is a predicted model, not a curated record. Gene Ontology annotation, molecular function: nucleic acid binding; zinc ion binding.